UGUGUGGAGCAAAUGAGUUUUAUGUAACAUGAGUGCUGUGGCUUUUUUGUUUGAUGGUGACAUCACACAAAAGGGAUAUGAAAAGAAGAGGUCAAAAUUAAUUGGAGCCUACCUUCCCCAGCCUCCGACAGCGAAUGGAGCUGCCGUGGUUCGGUGUAGACUGCAACCCAGUGAAGGUGCGACGAGGAGAACAUUCCGCUCUGCCCACAUCGGGGUAUGCGACAUCCGAGAAGCUGCGGCCCGGGAGCGGGCAGCCAGCGCCGCGGGGAACCGGCCUCUCUUUUACUUUCGUUUCGGGGUGGACCAAGCUUUGCCACAAGAACGCCGGACUCCUGUCACUCCUUCCUCUGCUUCUCGAUACCAUCGCCGACGGUCCUCAGGGUCACGAGAUGAGCGCUACCGGUCAGAUGUUCACACAGAGGCUGUUCAAGCAGCUCUUGCUAAACACAAAGAAAGGAAGAUGGCAGUGCCCAUGCCCUCCAAACGUAGAUCGCUGGUUGUACAGACCUCGAUGGAUGCCUACACACCUCCAGAUACUUCUUCUGGCUCAGAAGAUGAAGGCUCUGUGCAGGGCGAUUCACAGGGAACCCCCACCUCCAGCCAAGGCAGCAUCAAUAUGGAGCACUGGAUCAGCCAGGCCAUUCAUGGCUCCACCACGUCCACCACCUCCUCCUCUUCCACACAAAGCGGAGGCAGUGGGGCUGCCCACAGGCUGGCUGACGUCAUGGCCCAGACACACAUAGAAAACCAUUCUGCACCUCCUGAUGUAACCACAUACACCUCAGAGCACUCAAUACAAGUGGAAAGGCCACAGGGCUCGACAACGUCCCGGACAGCACCAAAGUAUGGCAAUGCCGAGCUCAUGGAAACGGGGGAUGGAGUACCGGUAAGUAGCCGAGUAUCAGCAAAAAUUCAGCAGCUUGUCAAUACCCUCAAACGACCUAAACGACCACCAUUACGAGAGUUCUUUGUUGAUGACUUUGAAGAAUUGUUAGAAGUUCAACAACCGGAUCCAAACCAACCAAAGCCAGAGGGAGCCCAAAUGCUGGCCAUGCGUGGGGAGCAGCUAGGCGUGGUAACGAACUGGCCACCAUCCUUGGAAGCUGCCCUUCAGCGCUGGGGGACCAUCUCCCCAAAGGCCCCCUGCCUGACCACUAUGGACACAAAUGGAAAGCCCCUGUACAUCCUUACCUACGGCAAACUGUGGACAAGAAGUAUGAAGGUUGCUUACAACAUCCUGCAUAAAUUAGGUACAAAGCAAGAACCUAUGGUGCGGCCUGGAGACAGGGUGGCACUUGUGUUCCCCAACAAUGACCCUGCUGCUUUUAUGGUUGCUUUCUACGGCUGCCUGCUAGCUGAGGUGGUCCCUGUACCCAUCGAAGUGCCACUCACGAGAAAGGAUGCGGGGAGUCAGCAGAUAGGUUUCUUGCUUGGCAGCUGUGGAGUUACUGUAGCCUUGACUAGUGAUGCUUGCCACAAAGGGCUGCCGAAAAGCCCAACAGGAGAGAUCCCGCAGUUCAAAGGUUGGCCAAAGCUUCUGUGGUUUGUUACGGAAUCUAAACACCUGUCUAAACCUCCUCGAGAUUGGUUCCCUCACAUCAAAGAUGCAAAUAAUGACACUGCUUACAUUGAGUACAAGACGUGUAAGGAUGGAAGCGUGCUGGGUGUGACUGUGACAAGGAUCGCACUGCUGACACACUGCCAAGCGCUCACACAGGCAUGCAGUUACACAGAAGCUGAAACCAUUGUGAAUGUGCUAGACUUCAAGAAGGAUGUUGGACUAUGGCACGGCAUCCUAACGAGUGUCAUGAACAUGAUGCAUGUGAUCAGUAUCCCUUACUCGCUGAUGAAGGUGAACCCCCUUUCCUGGAUCCAGAAAGUCUGCCAGUACAAAGCAAAGGUGGCUUGUGUGAAAUCAAGGGAUAUGCACUGGGCACUGGUAGCCCACAGAGAUCAAAGAGACGUCAAUCUCUCCUCUCUCCGAAUGUUAAUAGUGGCUGAUGGAGCAAAUCCCUGGUCUAUUUCUUCUUGUGAUGCGUUUCUCAAUGUCUUCCAGAGUAAAGGCCUUCGGCAGGAGGUCAUCUGUCCAUGUGCCAGCUCUCCAGAGGCCCUCACUGUGGCCAUCCGCAGGCCCACAGAUGACAGCAACCAGCCGCCAGGCCGGGGUGUGCUAUCCAUGCAUGGGCUAACCUAUGGCGUCAUCCGCGUGGACUCAGAGGAAAAGCUGUCAGUGCUCACAGUACAGGAUGUGGGCCUCGUCAUGCCAGGAGCCAUCAUGUGCUCAGUGAAGCCAGAUGGGAUACCUCAGUUGUGUAGAACAGAUGAAAUUGGAGAGCUGUGUGUGUGUGCAGUGGCAACAGGAACAUCGUACUAUGGCCUCUCUGGCAUGACCAAGAACACGUUUGAGGUGUUUCCCAUGACAAGCUCAGGUGCUCCGAUCAGCGAAUACCCAUUCAUAAGGACAGGCUUGCUGGGGUUUGUUGGCCCUGGGGGGCUUGUCUUUGUGGUGGGAAAGAUGGACGGACUGAUGGUGGUCAGUGGGCGCAGACACAAUGCUGAUGACAUCGUGGCAACAGCCUUGGCCGUGGAGCCCAUGAAAUUUGUCUACAGGGGAAGGAUAGCUGUGUUCUCUGUGACCGUCCUUCAUGAUGAGAGGAUAGUGAUUGUGGCGGAGCAGAGGCCGGACUCCACGGAGGAAGACAGCUUCCAGUGGAUGAGCAGGGUGCUCCAGGCCAUUGACAGCAUACAUCAAGUUGGAGUUUAUUGCUUGGCCUUGGUGCCAGCAAAUACCCUGCCCAAAACCCCGCUUGGUGGGAUCCACUUGUCGGAAACAAAGCAGCUUUUCCUGGAGGGCUCACUGCACCCCUGCAAUGUCCUGAUGUGCCCGCACACCUGUGUCACGAACUUGCCAAAGCCUCGGCAGAAGCAACCAGAAAUCGGCCCUGCCUCUGUGAUGGUGGGAAACCUGGUGUCUGGGAAGAGGAUUGCCCAAGCUAGUGGCAGAGACCUGGGUCAGAUAGAAGACAAUGACCAGGCCCGAAAGUUCCUCUUCCUGUCUGAGGUCUUGCAAUGGAGAGCACAGACUACCCCGGACCACGUGCUGUACACGCUGCUCAACUGCCGGGGCACAAUAGCGAACUCACUGACGUGUGUCCAGCUUCACAAGCGUGCUGAGAAGAUUGCGGUGAUGCUGAUGGAGAGGGGCCACCUGCAGGAUGGAGACCACGUAGCUUUGGUGUACCCACCAGGAAUAGACCUCAUUGCAGCAUUUUAUGGUUGCCUGUAUGCAGGCUGUGUGCCAAUAACCGUCCGACCUCCACACCCACAGAACAUUGCCACGACACUGCCAACUGUCAAGAUGAUUGUGGAGGUGAGUCGCUCUGCCUGUCUGAUGACAACACAGUUGAUCUGUAAGCUAUUGCGGUCCCGGGAGGCGGCAGCAGCUGUAGAUGUUAGGACGUGGCCCCUCAUACUGGACACAGAUGAUUUGCCAAAGAAGCGGCCUGCCCAGAUCUACAAACCCUCCAACCCAGACACGCUCGCCUAUCUUGACUUCAGUGUGUCCACUACUGGAAUGCUAGCUGGCGUAAAGAUGUCUCACGCAGCCACCAGUGCCUUUUGCCGAUCUAUUAAGCUGCAGUGUGAGCUUUACCCCUCUAGAGAAGUGGCCAUCUGUUUGGACCCUUACUGUGGACUUGGAUUUGUCCUCUGGUGCCUCUGCAGCGUGUACUCUGGGCACCAGUCCAUCUUGAUCCCACCCUCCGAGCUGGAGACCAACCCGGCCUUGUGGCUGCUUGCUGUGAGCCAGUACAAAGUCCGGGACACGUUCUGCUCUUACUCGGUGAUGGAGCUGUGUACAAAGGGUCUUGGCUCACAGACAGAAUCCCUCAAGGCACGAGGACUGGACUUGUCAAGAGUAAGGACCUGUGUGGUGGUAGCAGAAGAACGGCCUCGAAUUGCGCUCACGCAGUCCUUCUCCAAACUGUUCAAAGACCUGGGCCUCCACCCAAGGGCAGUCAGCACCUCCUUUGGCUGCAGAGUGAACCUGGCAAUUUGCUUGCAGGGAACCUCAGGACCCGACCCCACCACUGUCUACGUUGACAUGAGGGCCCUGAGACAUGACAGAGUCCGGCUGGUAGAAAGAGGAUCUCCACAUAGCCUGCCUCUGAUGGAGUCAGGAAAAAUACUUCCUGGGGUGCGGAUCAUCAUUGCUAAUCCUGAAACAAAAGGACCACUGGGGGACUCGCAUCUGGGAGAGAUCUGGGUUCACAGCGCCCACAACGCCAGUGGUUAUUUUACCAUUUAUGGCGAUGAGUCCCUGCAGUCAGAUCACUUCAACUCUCGAUUGAGUUUUGGAGACACGCAGACCGUCUGGGCACGGACAGGCUACCUGGGCUUCCUCAGGAGAACUGAGCUCACGGAUGCGAAUGGAGAGCGCCAUGAUGCCCUCUAUGUGGUCGGAGCGCUGGAUGAAGCCAUGGAGCUGCGGGGGAUGCGGUACCACCCCAUCGACAUCGAGACCUCAGUCAUCAGAGCCCAUAAAAGUGUCACAGAAUGCGCUGUGUUCACCUGGACAAAUCUGCUGGUGGUUGUGGUAGAGCUCGAUGGGUCAGAGCAAGAAGCCUUGGACCUGGUUCCACUGGUGACCAACGUGGUCCUGGAGGAACACUACCUGAUUGUAGGUGUCGUAGUUGUGGUGGACAUCGGGGUGAUUCCCAUAAACUCCCGUGGGGAGAAACAGCGGAUGCACCUCCGUGACGGGUUUUUGGCAGACCAGCUGGACCCCAUCUAUGUGGCCUACAACAUGUAGUCUCAUCUCUGGCUUCCAUGGACUUUUUUAGAGAUGUAAAGAUUUUUCUCAGUGUCCACUGAACCAUGCAGAUGUGAGGACCGCAGUCGCCAGCACGGAGCCGUUGUGGGGAGGAAGGGAGGAGGCCAUCCUGUGGCAGUCACCCUGGCGUGGGGAUGAAAUGUGACUUGGCCGCUGGAGUGCGCUCAGAAGGACUUGGCCCACUGCCUUCAGUUUGUUGGAAAAGCUCAUUUCAAAAACUUUUCUUUCUUCCUUUUUUUUUUUUUUUUUAAUUAUUGGAUAAAAAGUGCUCUCUUCGUAAAUGUGGUAUUUUGUUAAGCCGAAAUAGCAAUUAAAAAAUAUUCUGCCCUCCAGAUGGGUUCUUUUAAACAAUUUAUGUAGUGUGACAAAGAAUUGUUUUCUCUGUUUUAAUGUGUCAUAAAAUCUUAAUGACAUGGAUCUGUUACUAAUUUAAGCCAUUGCUAGAUCUCACCCUUCUGGAACAUUUAUUGAGGUACGAGAAAACCUUCCAGGUAGCACCGUCCCAUUAGAUUUUAGCAGCUUUCUUUGUCAGAAAUGUGCUGAAGAGAUAAGGCCGAUUUAUGGCCUUUGAAAUUAGCAUAGGAUGAGAAGAAAUUAUAAAUAAGGUGUAUUUCGGCAAUUAUCUUGCAAAUAUCUUUGUACUAAACUAAAAAGAUAAAAAUAAGUUAACUUCCUCAAUAUGUAAUUAUGUACAAAAUGUUUAAUUUAUUUUGAUCUCUUUAGAAGUAUAAAAGAGAAAAAACAUUCAAGAAUAUUAAAGUCUUGUAAUGUUUGCUAAUAUAAAAAGUGUUGUAUUAUCUUGCGUGGAUAGUAUCACAACAAAUAUAUAUAUAUGAAAUAUAAAUUCACUAAUGAAAAAAGGAGAUUUUAAAGUUUAAA
Molecule: messenger RNA, 5710 nt
Organism: Octodon degus (degu)
Lineage: Eukaryota; Metazoa; Chordata; Mammalia; Rodentia; Octodontidae
Gene: Dip2c
Product: disco interacting protein 2 homolog C
Exons: 38
Coding region: 29-4810 (1593 amino acids)
Source: RefSeq, a predicted model, not a curated record